Messenger RNA from Spinacia oleracea (spinach), 666 nucleotides. Its product is annotated as 60S ribosomal protein L6, mitochondrial. NCBI's taxonomy places the organism in Eukaryota, Viridiplantae, Streptophyta, Magnoliopsida, Caryophyllales, Amaranthaceae. The transcript is spliced from 2 exons. Gene Ontology annotation, molecular function: rRNA binding; structural constituent of ribosome. The record is from RefSeq and is a predicted model, not a curated record. Gene Ontology annotation, biological process: translation. Gene Ontology annotation, cellular component: ribosome. Bases 169 to 483 code for a protein of 104 amino acids.
GCGAAAUGAAUUUCUCUCUCCUCGGGCUCCAAAACGCAUGAGUCGUAUCUGUUGUGCAUCUCCUUUCUUCUCUUAGAACCCUAACUUCUCUCCUCCGACCAAAUCUAGUCGGCGGUGCCUCUGCCAACCAUCUCUUCUUCUCUGUUGCCGCUAUUCUCGUCAGAUCAAAUGGAAGCAAGAUAUUUCAAAAUUCUAAGGCUAUUAGGAACUGGUUACAAAGCCAGAGCUGAAGCAGAAGGUCGUUUGUUGUGCCUAAAACUAGGUUACAGCCAUGAAGUUGAGUUACCAGUUCCACCUACUGUUCGUGUCUUCUGCUUUAAACCCGACGUAAUUUGCUGUGCUGGGAUUGACAAGGCAAGAACACAUCAGUUUGCUGCCGCUGUUCGAAGCAUUAAACCCCCUGAUUCAUACAAAGAGAAAGGUAUGCGUUACAAGGAUGAAGUCAUUAAGUUGAAGCCUGGAAAGAAGGAUAGAUUGAAGUAAAGAGGUUUGGUUUUUGGUCUAGAAGAAAAUGUAUCUGCACGUUGCUGUCUAAGUUGGGUUUGUAGUUGGAAUCCUAUUGUUAAAGUAUAAAACUGUUUAGGAUUCACAAGCAUUUCCAGGACAGCAUAUUGUUUAUGUUGAAUCUCUUUGAGACGGGCUCGAAUAAUGUUUACCUUUGAAUCA